GCAAGAACUCCCCCAAAUACAAAGCAAAGCAUAUCUCAAAGAUACUUCUUCAUACACACAGGUUCCUUCAUUUCACCACCAUCCACAUCACUCCUUUUUAUCAACUCUAAAACCAUGGAGAAAACAUCUCUUAUAUCUUUAACUUCAACACCUAAUGCAAUUUUAUUGCUCCUUGCUUUAACUAUUUUCCAAGAAGUGCAUGGAAUUGGUGUUAAUUAUGGCACAAUAGCAAACAAUCUUCCACCACCAUCACAAGUUGCAAAGUUUCUCUUACAUUCCACCAUAAUUAACAAGGUGAGAAUCUUUGAUGCAAACCAUGAAAUCUUACAUGCUUUUGCCGAUACCGGAAUCGAGAUAACCAUAACAAUACCUAAUGACCAAAUUCCAAAUAUAACCAAUUUAACCUUAGCUCAACAAUGGAUCAAAACUAAUGUCCAACCUUUUAUCCCUUCAACCAACAUUGUAAGAGUCCUAGUAGGAAAUGAAGUCUUAUCAACGGCUAACAAACUUCUUAUUACUAGCCUUGUCCCUGCCAUGCAAACCCUACACAUUGCCCUUGUAAGUGCCUCAUUAGACAGUUUUAUAAAAGUGUCCACACCACAUUCUUUAGGUAUUUUGUCUAACUCAAGUCCACCAUCUAGUGCUAGGUUUAGACAAGGCUAUGAUAUACAUGUAUUGAAACCAAUGCUUAGGUUUCUUAAAGAUUCAAAUUCACCUUUCAUUGUUAACCCUUACCCCUUUUUUGCUUGUACUUCAAGCAACCUAGAUUUUGUGGUUUUUCGUGCGAAUUCGGGGUUUUUUGAUGAAUACACUAACCUAAAAUACACCAAUAUGUUUGAUGCACAACUUGAUGCUGUUUAUUCAGCAAUGAAAGUUUUGGGCUUUGAGGAUGUGGAAAUUGUUAUUGGCGAAACGGGAUGGCCUUCGAUGGGCGACUCGGACCAAAUUGGUGUUGACACGAAGAGUGCUUCUGAUUACAAUGGGAAUCUUAUAAGGCACGUUACUUCUGGAGAAGGGACACCUCUCAUGCCGAACCGGACUUUUGAUACCUAUGUUUUUGGUUUGUUUAAUGAAAAUCUAAAGCCCGGUCCAUUAUGCGAAAGAAAUUUCGGGAUUUUUUGGCCUAAUAUGAGUCUUGUCUAUGAUGUCCCUAUAAUGAGAAACAAUGUAGAUGUUGCUAACAAUCAUUCUAAAGCUUUAUUGUCAAUAAUGAUAGCUUUGAACUUCUUGAUAGGUUUUUGGGCUUAAAUCUUCUUGCCCUGUUGUCCAUUUCUAGCAAGCCUGUAAAAAGCCUGACCGGUUGGAAUUGAACUUCCAACAACCAGAAAAUCUCAUAUGGGCCAUAAUCAUGCAAUUUGAAUGGCCCCCUGAUCAAAUAUAAAAUUCUUUAGAUUCAAAUGUUUGAUUUAAUGAUUUGGAUUUAUUGAAGCUUGUUUGGAUCCACUUUUUCCAAUCAAUUUCCGCAUCCUGAUGCAUGAUCACCGAGAAAUUCACGAAGCUACUAAUCGAAGCUUCAGUGUUUAUGUGAAAAUUUCACUAUGACUCCAUAAAAUCAGACGUGGAUCCAAACGAUUAUUUCAUCGGCCAAGAAGUUGAGGCAAGCAACAAAAUUCAUGAGUAAUUGUUGAAUGAGCCAGAAUAUUGGGUCAUUUGAUUAAAAUGGGAGGGUCAUGCUCAUGCAUUGCAUUUAAAGCCAUUAGAUCCCAUUCGAAUUCCGCUAAAAGGAUGUAUAUGACACCCGACCACGAGCUACUUCUGAUUAAAGAUCUAUAUAUGUCUAUUAUACAAUCCGUGUUGACACUGA
Molecule: messenger RNA, 1804 nt
Organism: Vicia villosa (hairy vetch)
Lineage: Eukaryota; Viridiplantae; Streptophyta; Magnoliopsida; Fabales; Fabaceae
Product: glucan endo-1,3-beta-glucosidase
Exons: 2
Coding region: 115-1248 (377 amino acids)
Biological process (GO): carbohydrate metabolic process
Cellular component (GO): plasma membrane
Molecular function (GO): hydrolase activity, hydrolyzing O-glycosyl compounds
Source: RefSeq, a predicted model, not a curated record